AUGCGUUGGAAAUUUUGUAUUAAACUUCGUAUAAACCGAAAAAAGUAUACACAACAGAUGUCUGUCCAACGGAAACCAGUCAAGGAGGAAGAAACUUAUCAUGAAAUUAACGAGUCUUUAAUGGACACAGAAGGAGACGAUAGCCGCAAUGAACAAGGACAUGUUGGCAAAUAUGAUGAGUUACAAAAAUCAAAUCAAGGCACCGGCGUACCAUAUGAUAAGAUCAAUACCCAAGCACAUUAUCAAGACAUAAGUGAUUCUCUAAUGGACUCGUCUUGCAAUUCUGAUUCAAGCUUAAGCAAUAAAUCAUAUUUAAAGCCAAAGACCAACGAAAAAUUUAGUUACAUAAAUGUUACGGAAUCCAGUACAGCAAAAAUUGGAAUGAUAAGUCAAAACAGUCCCGUCAACUCGACAAAUGAUAGAAGCAACGUGUCAUCUCAAUACCUUGACCCUAUCCAAAAUUUACAUAAUCUUGAAAUUGUAUUGCAAUGAAAUUGGUGUCAAUUAUGAUGCAUAUCUUGAUGUAACGCACGAUACAUUUGUUUAGAACAUUUGUGUUUCACGUUAUAUAUUUUCAGUUAUUAUAUUAAAAUAUAUAACGAAAAUAAAUGUAUUAUCAUUUUUGUGAAAUAUAUAACGACAUUAAUUUAUGAAUAAAACAUGUCAU
Molecule: messenger RNA, 667 nt
Organism: Magallana angulata
Lineage: Eukaryota; Metazoa; Mollusca; Bivalvia; Ostreida; Ostreidae
Exons: 2
Coding region: 1-492 (163 amino acids)
Source: RefSeq, a predicted model, not a curated record